This is a messenger RNA of Diversispora eburnea, 1605 nucleotides long. The record is from the annotation of a GenBank genome assembly. Lineage: Eukaryota; Fungi; Glomeromycota; Glomeromycetes; Diversisporales; Diversisporaceae.
AUGGCUUCCCGCGAAAUUCGAAUCUUAUCUUUCAGGAAUUAUUGCACCUCAGGAAUAACGGUCGUAUUUGCUGCAUUGUUCACUUUUUCUCAAUCAAUUCUUACCGGAACUUCUUGGAGUCAAAAUUUAGUAACAGUACAAAUAGAAUAUUAUGUUACUGGAAUUUAUGGGGAUCAAUAUACAUCGUUAUUUUAUGAAGCUUUAUCGUGGUUAAUUUCACAACAAACUAAAAAAUUGGAUAAAGGCGCAUUCAUAGUUCAGCCAACUAAUUCCGUAGGCACUUCUGAUGAAGAAGAUUGUUCACCUCCGAGUUUCAACAUUCUUCCAGAAAAAAGUCAGCAAAUUACCAUUGAAUUUAAUAAUAGAAAAUUUCAUGUAGAAUUUAAUAUGCCUGAAGGAGAGAAAACCAAUACCUCAGAAAAUAAUAAUAAUUCAUCCAAUGGAACAAAACAAAUGCCAUCUAUUUAUUUGAGUACCACCAAAGAUUUCAAAACAAAUGUGGAUUCCAUAUCCGAAUUUCUAAAUGAAGUCACGCGCACAUAUUUGGAGACACAGAAAAAACAAAAAACGCGUUCGCGAUAUGAACGAAAUGAUGGUUAUUGGUAUAAAAUCCAAUCAUUAUCAUCUAACCGUGGUUUAGAUUCAGUAGCACUUGAUGAACCGCAAGAAAAAUUGUUAGAAAAAGAAAUUAAUACAUUCAUAAAUGACAAGGAAUUUUAUCAAAGAAUUGGUAUGCCGUAUAAGAGAGGGAUUCUUUUAUAUGGUAAACCGGGGACUGGAAAAACAAGUCUCAUUAACGCAAUUACUUCACAUUUAUCACGAGAUUUAUAUUAUUUGAAUUUGAAAAAUAUAACUGACGAUAAUGAAUUGAGUGCAGCAUUUUCAUCAAUUCCGGCAAACCAAAUAUUAAUACUUGAAGAUGUUGACACUCAAUCAAAAGUCUUACACAAAAGGAAAGGAAGUUCAUCAGAUUUUAAUUAUAACAAUUCUUCGGAAAAUAAAGUUGCUGGACCAUCAAAUAAAGGAGGUUCAGAAAGUUUUUCAAAAUUCAGUUUAUCAACAUUUUUAUCUUGUUGCGAUGGUCACAUAUUAGCAGAAGGAAUUAUAAUAAUUAUGACGACUAAUCAUAUUGAAUUAUUGGAUCCUGGAAGGUUUGAUCUUCAUCUUGAUCUUGGUUAUGCGACACAUUAUCAAAUUGCCAAAAUGUAUAAUAGUGUAAUAGAAGAUCCAAAAGCACAAUUUCCAUCUGAAAUAAUGUCAAAGAUUCCUGAACACCUUCUCCCACCUUGUGAAAUUAUGAUGACUAUGGUAUUGUAUCGUAAUGAAAAACAAAUAAUACCACAAAAGAUUUUAGAAUUAGUUAAAAAAUAUGAACACAUGAGUCCCGAAGAGAUUGCAAAAAAGAUGGAAGAAGAAGCCCUCAGAAUUAAAGAUGUUCCUGAAAUUAUUUCUUCAGUUAAUGAGAAGGAAACAGAUAAAAUAGAAAGUAUUUUAAAUUCUAAUUCAUUUUCAGAUGUUAAAAUAGAAGAAAAUGAUUCAAAAAAUGUAAACAAUAAAAUAAAUGAUGAUGACACAGGUAGUAACACUGAUGUAGAUCCAAUAUAA